Messenger RNA from Caenorhabditis remanei, 1770 nucleotides. RefSeq lists its product as uncharacterized. The transcript has 7 exons. The record is from RefSeq and is a predicted model, not a curated record. NCBI's taxonomy places the organism in Eukaryota, Metazoa, Nematoda, Chromadorea, Rhabditida, Rhabditidae. The coding region runs from base 1 to 1770 and encodes 589 amino acids.
AUGCGUUGCGUGGUCCGUAUCAUUCUACUGACUUGUUUCAUUUUUAUCGCGUUCAUUUAUCUCGCAGUAUCAUAUGCUAAUUCCAAGAUUGUAGUGGCUUUUGACGCUAACGAUGAAGAAGCACGUCGAAUCCUCGAUAGUGCAAUUCCAUCUCCAACAGUUGCGAGCCCGUUUAAUAAUACUGGACCACAAUCAAUGUCAGUAUCGGUAGCAUUAGUCCUGAUUGUAUCACUUAUCAGUGUAGCACUUUUGAUCACAGGUAUUAUCAUAAUUGCCGUUACGCUAGAUCCAACUUCAAAUAGUGAAGAGGAUGAAGAAUCGGAUCUGGAAAUAGAUGAGCCAUCGAAUCCAACAAGAAAAAAGGAUAAACAAAUUGCAGAUCCGAAUAGUUAUUAUCCACGUUUUGAUUAUGACUUCAACAAUUCGAAUACGAUUCUCUCUGAACUCUUUUCCGUAGAAGUUGAGAUCUCCGAGGAAGGAACCGCGAGAGCCAGUGAACGAGAACAUCGGGAGUGGGACUGGGAUUGGCACGUUGAUUCCGAUUUGUCCGACAUCGACUUCAUUGGUGAACUUUCUGGCGGUGGCACCGUUGCUGGUGAAGAUGGCGGUUCCGUUUCCGUAUGGGUUGUUGUUGAUAAUUUCGAUAGCUUCGUUGAGGUUCUCAGCUUCCAUGACAACAACAAGAAUGGUUGGUCCAACAAAGUUUCCAUUUUCAAAUCCUGGAACAGUGAUAUUGGAACCAUCGAGUGGAAUUUGUGCUCCCUCCUUUCUUGCGCUCUCGAUAAGACGAAGAACGCGAGCCUUGGAAUGCUUGGAGAUAAGUGGUCCAAUAUCAGUAUCUGGUUUCCAUCCAGCAUUAACCUUCAGGUUCUUAGCUUUCUCCACGAGCUCUGGGAGCCAGGCACGAGCCUCUCCGACGAGGACGGCGGUGGUGAGAGCCAUGCAACGUUGUCCAGCGGCUCCGAAAGCGGCAGCGGUGAGCUGAUUAAGAGUUUGCUCCUUGUUGGCAUCAGCCAUGAUGACUCCAUGGUUUUUGGCUCCCAUGUUGGAUUGAACGCGUUUUCCGUUCUUGGAUCCACGCUCGUAGAUGUGCUUUCCCUGAAAUGGAAUUAUACUUCAAUAUACUUCUGCAAGAAACUUACAGCCGCAUCUCCUCCAACGAAGGAAAUAGCCUUGAUAUCUGGAUUAUCGCAGAUAAACCUCCUUGGCGAGUUCAACAAGAAGUUGAGCUGCUCCUGGGUCUUGCUCAGAUGGCUUGAUGACCAUGGUGUUUCCAGUGGCCAAAGCAAUUGGGAACAUCCAAAGUGGGAUCAUAGCUGGGAAGUUGAAUGGGCAGAUUCCAGCAGUGACUCCGAGUGGAAUUCUGUAGGAGUGUGUAUCCAUAUCGCGAGAAACAUUUGGAAGAGUCUCUCCCAUCAUGAGAGAUGGAACGGAGCAAGCGUGCUCGACAACUUGAAGACCUCUGCUAACAUCUCCCUCAGCAUCUGGAAGCGUUUUUCCUUGCUCAAUGGUGAUGCUCUCAGCAAGUUUCUUCAUGUCUCUCUUGAUAAGAGCUUGAAGUUUGAACAUGCAUUGUUGACGACCACAUUAACUCCUGACCAGACGGCAACACUCGAAUCUCCAUGUUCUCCAAUGAUCCAUCCGUGGCAAGAAGAUGGGGCAAUAUUCAACUUUUCUGACAGCAAGAAGCGGAAACGAGCCGAAUCGAGAUUGGUUCCAGAUCCGAAGACACGCUCCCGUGGAAGUCCUGACAGUUUCCAGGUGACAUAA